This is a messenger RNA of Capsaspora owczarzaki ATCC 30864, 4211 nucleotides long. RefSeq names its product tyrosine-protein kinase CSK. The record is from RefSeq and is a predicted model, not a curated record. The coding region runs from base 1 to 4137 and encodes 1378 amino acids. The transcript has 28 exons. Gene Ontology annotation, molecular function: ATP binding; protein binding; protein tyrosine kinase activity. Gene Ontology annotation, biological process: protein phosphorylation. Lineage: Eukaryota; Filasterea; Ministeriida; Capsasporidae.
AUGACGCCAAAGGGGUUUGCCUUUGGACUGCUGCUGGUGGUGCUGCUUUGCGUGGUAAAUCGCGCCCAGUUGGCCCAGGCAGUCAAUGCAUGCGACCCGGGCGUGUGCGCGUGCACGGGAGUGACUGUCAAUUGCCAGAACAAAGGUUUCACAGCCAUUCCAAGCGGAAUUCCAGUCAACACCACGCAGCUGUAUCUGCAGUCCAACUUGAUCACCAACAUCCCGGCAAGCGCAUUCACAGGCCUGACUGCGCUGCAGGUCAUAUACCUGACUUCCAACCAGAUCGUCAGCAUUUCCAGCGGCGCAUUCUCAGGCCUGAGUGCGCUGACUUACGUCUCUCUGUUCAACAACCUGAUCACCAGCAUUCCCGACUCCCUCUUCGCUGACCUGACUGCGCUGACUUACCUAGGUCUGCACGGUAACCUGAUCACCAGCAUGGCCGCAACUGCCUUCACCGGUCUGAACGUGCUGACACGAUUGAGUUUAUACGGCAACCAGAUCACAAGCAUUUCUGCAAACGCAUUCUCAAACCUGCCUGCGCUGACCACCUUGGCUUUGUACGAUAACCAGCUCACCAGCAUUCCCGCGGACGCAUUUACAGGCCUGAGCGCGCUGACGGAGUUGACUCUGUAUGACAACGAGAUCACCAGCAUUUCGGCAAAUUCAUUCACAAGCCUCCCUGCGCUGAUUAUCCUGAGCUUAGACAGCAACCGGAUCACCGACAUUUCUGCAAAUGCAUUCACAGGCCUGACUGCGCUGAAUAUCUUAUAUCUGAGCCACAACCAGCUCAGCAGCAUUUCCGCGAACGCAUUUACAGGCCUGAGUGGGCUGGAUUCCUUGACCUUAUUCAACAACGAGAUCACCAGCAUUCAUGUAGACGCCUUUACAGGUUUGCCUGCGUUGACUUCCCUAUAUCUGCAAUCCAACCUGAUCACCAGCAUUCCUCCCUUUGUAUUCACAAACUUGACUGCGCUGCAAAUCCUAGUUCUGGCCUACAACCAGAUCACCGGCAUUCCCGCAAACGCAUUCACAGCAGACCUGGCUGCACUGAAUUAUCUGGAUGUAUCCGAAAACCAGGUCACCAGCAUUCCUGCAAACGCAUUCGCAGGUCUGCAUUCGCUGAGUUCCUUGUUUCUGCAAGGCAACCAAAUCACUAGCAUUCUCACCUCUACAUUCCAAGGCCUAACUGCGCUGACUCACCUGAUUUUGUCUGACAACCCUUUCACCACCUUGCCACCUGGCCUGUUCAAGGGCUUACCGAAUGGCUUGAUUUUGUCACCGCCCACGCUACUGUAUAUGAGCCCGAACAACUUUACCUUUGGUGAGAACACUGUCGCGCCGCCCAGCACUUACGGCAGUGCAUCCGAGCCAUACCAGUGUGACACGGUUUGCGGCACCUGCUAUGCCGCUGGGUCCGAUGCGUGCUGCCCGAGCAAUUGCCUGAUCUGCACGUCAUCGUCUGUGUGCACGCAGUGCUCUGAAGGUGCUAUGAUGGUGAGCGGAUCAUGCGUCUCGCACGCUUGUGGCGCUGGCGGCUUGUGCACUUGCUCGGGAACGACUGUCGAUUGCCAGAACCGUUCUCUCACCGUCAUUCCAAGCGCAAUGCCAAGUAACACGCUGACGGUGUAUCUGCAAGCCAACCAGAUCACCAGCAUUCCUGCCUCUGCGUUUGCAGGUCUGAGUGCGCUAACGAUUCUAAUUAUGUUCAACAACAAGAUCACCAGCAUUGAUACAGACGCAUUCACAGGUCUGACUGCGAUGUCACAAUUGAAUCUGCAAGACAACAAUCUCGCCAGCAUUCCCGCCUCGGCCAUUGCAGGUCUCACUGCGUUGAAAUUCUUAGAUCUGUCCAACAACAAGAUCACCGACAUUUCCUCCUCUGAGUUUACGGGCCUGACUGCGCUGAAUUACCUAUGGCUGAAUAGCAACAGGAUCACCAGCAUUUCUGCGAACGCAUUCACAAGCCUGCCUGCGCUGGCAUUCGUCUGGCUGAGAGCAAACUGGAUCACCGCCAUUUCUGCUAACGCAUUCGCCGGCGUGACUUUGACAUACCUGGAUCUGCAAAACAACCGGAUCACCAGCAUUCCAGCCAACGCGUUUACAAGCCUGACUGCGCUGAAUACACUGACUUUGAACGACAACCCCUUCACCACGUUGCCCCCUGGUCUGUUUAAGGGGCUGCCAAAUGGCAUGGUUUUGUCGGUGGCUUUCUCCCAAUAUCUGAGCCCCAACAAUUUCACCUUUGGUGGAAACACUGACGCUCCGCCGAGCACAUACGGCAAUGCAUCCCUUCCUUACCCGUGUGAUACAGUCUGUGCCACCUGCUAUGCCGCUGGGUCUGGCGCGUGUUGCGCGACCAAUUGCUUGACCUGCACUUCGUCCGCUGUCUGCAUUCAGUGCUACGAGGGCUAUGGCAUGAUGAGUGGAUCCUGCGUCCCGCUCGCUUCGAUCGCUUCAGUCGCUUCCAUCGCUUCAGUCGCUUCUGUCGCGUCUGUCGCGUCCACACAAUCCGCCUCGGCUGCUUCGAUUGCCUCGACCAGAUCUGCAUCGAUUGCGUCCGGCGCCUCAAUCGUAUCGGCCUCGGUUGCUUCUGAUGCGACAGCUGCAACAAAAGCAUCCAUCGCCUCCGUUGCUUCGGUCGCGUCCACACAAUCUGCCUCGGCUGCGUCUCUUGUUUCCGCGAGCUCGGCGCUCUCGGCUUCUGCUGCGUCAACCGCAUCGGCAUCUGCUGCAUCGGUUGCGUCCUCCAUUGCACGACAAGGCGGCGACAGCUCCCAAGACUCAGCUUCAGUUGUUGUCAUCGCUGCCGUUGUAGCGGCCGUUGCAGUCAUUGCGAUUCUGGCACUCGUGUUCAUCGUGUUGCGACGUCGGCGCGCACAGCCCCGUUCAAUCCUGCGACCGACAAACUCUGCUGGUCCCAUCUAUCAGGAGGCCGUUGAGAUGACAGUCUCUCCUCUGGCCCUUUCGACUCGAUCUCACAAAGAGGAAGACAUCGCAGCGUACGCCGUGGUCGGUCAGAAGCGACCAGAUCAGAAGGACUCUGUCGGUCCCGUGUAUCAGGAGGCAAUUGCAGCGUCAGUCUCUCCUCUGAACCAUUCGGCUGGAUCUCACAAAGCGGAGGAUGACAGCUCGGCCUACGCCACGGUCGGUCAAAAGCAGCCAGAGCCUUUGUACCAGGCUAUCGCAAAGACCUCUCCAGAGGUGGUCUACGACUAUGCAAGCGCGUAUGUCGCUGGCAGCAACUCUCGUCGUGUUCGCGAGGGCUUGACGAUUGUGAAACACCUUGCCAGUGGUAACUUUGGCGAUGUAUCCCUUGGGCAAGUUCCGUCCAACGUGUUGCCGCCACGAGCUCAAGCUUUGCUUGGACUUGCAGCAUCCGAAACCGUACAAGUUGCCGUCAAGUCGCUCAAGGCAGAUGCAGACGAGAAAUCCCGCAAGGAUUUUGAAAGCGAGGCCAAGUUGAUGGCGCCGUUUGUGCAUCUGAAUGUCGUGCGUCUGCUCGCGGCUCUUGUAGAGUCCGAGCCCCAUCUCGUUCUGUUGGAGUUUGUGCAGUAUGGCGAUUUGCGAACGCUGCUGCAAAAGUCCAAGCUCCACUCGGUUUGGUGGACCCAGAAUGAGCAAAUCCACGCCAUUCGCCAGAUAGCACUCGGCAUGGAGUAUCUGGGCACUCUCCACUUUGUGCACCGUGAUCUCGCCGCACGAAACUGUCUCGUGGGCCAGGAAAUGGUGGUCAAGAUUGCCGAUUUCGGGCUUUCUCGCGAGCUGACCGACGAGAAUGAUUACUAUCGCAUGCAAACGCGUGGCAAACUUCCCGUGAAGUGGAUGGCACCAGAAACACUGAAUUUCCGAAAGUUCUCGACCAUGUCGGAUGUUUGGUCGUUUGGUGUGACAGCCUGGGAAUGCUCCAGCUACGGCGCAAGGCCGUACGGCGAGAUGAACGGCAUGGAUACGCUGGCUCAUGUGCAGGCUGGUGGUCGACUGCCCGCGCCAGAAGCCUGCAUGCCCGAGCUGUACAGCAUGAUGACGAGUUGCUGGGACGUGUCGCCGGAGAAACGCCCGACCUUUUCUCAGCUUGUUCGAGCGCUCACAGCGCUUCAGGAUGGGACGGCCGUUCGCGAAAUUGGAGCGAUGGUGUAAAAUGGACUUGUCGCGCGUAGUCACUUGAUGCAAUGUCGAGGAGGCUUCUUGCGUUUAUAAAGUUGCUCAACCAU